Scleropages formosus (Asian bonytongue) is the source of this 5614-nucleotide messenger RNA. It is a transcript of the gene nalcn, whose product is annotated as sodium leak channel, non-selective. Lineage: Eukaryota; Metazoa; Chordata; Actinopteri; Osteoglossiformes; Osteoglossidae. Gene Ontology annotation, biological process: transmembrane transport; monoatomic ion transport; positive regulation of synaptic transmission, GABAergic. Bases 350 to 5614 code for a protein of 1754 amino acids. The transcript is spliced from 47 exons. Gene Ontology annotation, molecular function: monoatomic cation channel activity. Gene Ontology annotation, cellular component: plasma membrane. The record is from RefSeq and is a predicted model, not a curated record.
GAUGGAUAAACUGAAGUCCAGCUGCAGAGAAUGAGAUUGGAUUUACUGGAACUGUACUCAGCGAUCCUGCAGGUCGCGGUGAUUUCGGGCACGGGGAGAGGCGCGCUCCCGCAGCAGCUCGCGGAGACGACGAGGAGAACGACGCCGGCGCAGGCGGGCACGAGGGAGGAAACGCGGACACGCACGCAGGGAUCACCGUAACCCGCUGACAGGACGCGUCCGCACGCGCACGACGGCGGAGGUGUUGAAAUAUCCCAUCUCAUCAUCACUCGCACUGCUUCCCGCCCCCUCGUAACCUGGGGAUGAACGCACCGAUGAGGAGCCUGACAGGUAUGCCUGAUCGCAUGUUAUGUGCCGUGCUGGAGCAAUUUCAGCCUUACUUAUACCUUUGAUCCACUCGCUGUAUAGCACCGCCAGCCCCAGCAUGCUGAAGAGGAAGCAGAGCUCCCGGGUUGAGGCGCAGGCCAUGGCCGACUUUGGGCCAGACGAGACCCUCGCAGACAGCGCCGACAUCCUUUGGAUAAACAAACCAUGGGUGCACUCCCUCCUGCGCGCCUGCGCCAUCAUCAGCGUCACCUCUGUCUGCAUGAACACGCCCAAGACCUUCGAGCACUAUCCACCCCUGCAGUACGUCACCUUCACCCUGGACACGAUGCUCAUGUUCCUCUACACGGCCGAGAUGAUCGCCAAGAUGCACAUCCGGGGCAUCAUCAAGGGUGACAACUCUUACAUGAAGGACCGCUGGUGCAUGUUUGAUGGGUUCAUGGUCUUCUUCCUGUGGGUCUCCCUCGUCCUGCAGGUAUUUGAAAUAGCGGGGCUUGUGGACCAGAUGUCCCCGUGGGGGAUGCUGCGUAUACCUCGAGCGCUCAUAAUGAUCCGCGCCUUCCGGAUAUACUUCAGAUUCGAGCUCCCUCGCACCCGCAUCACUAACAUCCUCAAGCGAUCUGGGGAGCAGAUAUGGAGCGUCUCCAUCUUUCUGCUCUUCUUCCUUCUGCUCUAUGGAAUUCUGGGAGUUCAGAUGUUUGGCACGUUCAACCAUCACUGUGUCACCAACGACACGCAGAAGGGAAACGUGACCUGGAACAGUCUGGCCAUCCCGGACACACACUGCUCCAAGGAUGGAGAGGGAUACCAGUGUCCUCAGGGCUUUAAAUGCGCCGACUUGGAGGAUCUGGGCCUCAGCAGGCAGGAGCUCGGCUACAGCGGCUUCAAUGAGCUCGGCACCAGCAUCUUUACGGUGUAUGAAGCAGCUUCCCAGGAAGGAUGGGUCUUCCUCAUGUACCGCGCCAUAGACAGCUUCCCCCGCUGGCGCUCCUACUUCUACUUCAUCACGCUCAUCUUCUUCCUCGCCUGGCUGGUCAAGAACGUCUUCAUCGCCGUCAUCAUCGAGACGUUUGCCGAGAUCCGCGUGCAGUUCCAGCAGAUGUGGGGAUCGAGGAGCAGUACGACAUCCACGGCCACCACCCAGAUGUUCCAUGAAGAUGCUGCUGGAGGAUGGCAGCUCGUAGCAGUGGAUGUCAACAAGCCUCGUGGCCAAGCCCCCGCCUGCCUCCAGCAACUGAUGCGCUCGUCUGUGUUCCACAUGUUCAUUCUGAGCAUGGUGGCCGUGGACGUCAUCGUCGCCGCCAGCAACUACUACAAAGGCAAGGAAACCCAGCUCCAGUACGAUGAGUUCUACCUGGCAGAGAUGGCUUUUACCGUGCUAUUCGACCUGGAAGCUCUGCUGAAGAUCUGGUGUCUGGGCUUCACGGGCUACAUCAGCUCUUCGCUGCACAAGUUCGAGUCCUUGCUGGUGGUGGGGACCACCCUUCACAUCUACCCAUACUUCUACCAUUCGCAGCUUACCUACUUCCAGGUGCUGAGGGUGGUGCGGCUGAUUAAGAUUUCCCCGGCGCUAGAAGACUUUGUCUACAAAAUCUUUGGUCCGGGGAAGAAGCUGGGCAGCCUGGUGGUGUUCACAGCCAGCCUUCUCAUCGUCAUGUCUGCCAUCAGCCUGCAGAUGUUCUGCUUUGUGAAAGAGCUGGACCGCUUUACCACGUUUCCUCGGGCCUUCAUGUCCAUGUUCCAAAUUCUCACGCAAGAGGGGUGGGUGGACGUCAUGGACCAGACGCUGGUCGCCGUGGGCCACAUGUGGGCCCCCGCGGUGGCCAUCUACUUCAUCCUCUACCACCUGUUUGCUACACUGAUUUUGCUGAGUCUUUUCGUGGCCGUAAUCCUGGAUAAUCUGGAGCUUGACGAGGAUUUGAAGAAGCUGAAGCAGCUGAAGCAGAGCGAGGCCAACGCGGACACCAAGGAGAAACUGCCGCUGCGUCUGCGCAUUUUCGAGAAAUUCCCCAAUCGGCCGCAGAUGGUGAAGAUCUCCAAGCUGCCAUCGGACUUCACCGUGCCCAGGAUCAGAGAGAGCUUCAUGAAGCAGUUCAUCGACCGACAGCAGCAGGACACAAGCUGCCUGUUCCGCAGGCUUCCGUCAGCCUCCUCCUCCUCAUGCGACCACUCCAAGCGCUCGGCCAUCGAAGACAACAAGUACAUGGAUCAGAAGCUUCGGAGAUCGAUAUUCAGCUUUCGUGCCAGGAAUCUUCUGGAAAAGGAAACAACCAUCAAUAAAAUUCUGCGGGCUUGCACCCGGCAGCGCAUGCUGAGCGGCUCCUUCGAGGGCCAGCCGGCCAAGGAGCGCUCCAUCCUGAGCGUGCAGCACCACAUCCGGCAGGAGCGCAGGUCGCUGAGACAUGGGUCCACCAGCCAGAGGAUCAGCCGAGGGAAAUCACUGGAGACUCUGACGCAGGACGUGAGCGCAGCCAUUUCAGCGCUCAGUCACUCCAGCACAGUGCGAUACCGCAACGCCCAGAGGGAGGACAGCGAGAUCAAGAUGAUCCAGGAGAAGAAGGAGCAGGCUGAGAUGAAGAGGAAAGUGCAGGAGGAAGAACUGCGGGAGAACCAUCCCUACUUCGAUAAGCCGCUCUUCAUCGUGGGCCGAGAACAUCGCUUUCGAAAUUUUUGCCGAGUGAUCGUUCGAGCGCGUUUCAACGCCUCCAAAACAGACCCGGUAACAGGAGCAGUGAAAAGCACCAAAUACCAUCAGCUGUAUGAUCUGCUAGGCCUGGUCACGUACCUGGACUGGGUCAUGAUCGUGGUCACCAUCUGCUCCUGCAUCUCCAUGAUGUUCGAGUCCCCCUUCACUAGAGUCAUGCAGGUCCCCACCUUACAGAUUGGCGAGUACGUGUUUGUCAUCUUCAUGAGCAUCGAGCUCAACCUGAAGAUCAUGGCCGACGGACUCUUCUUCACCCCGACAGCAGUCAUCAGGGACUUUGGUGGAGUUAUGGACAUAUUCAUCUACUUAGUGAGUCUCAUCUUCCUGUGCUGGUUGCCGAAGGACGUUCCGCCCGAGUCGGGCGCUCAGCUGCUCAUGAUGCUGCGUUGCCUGCGCCCGCUGCGCAUCUUCAAGCUGGUGCCGCAGAUGAGGAAGGUGGUGCGUGAGGUGCUCAAGGGCUUCAAAGAGAUCUUCCUGGUCUCGAUCCUUCUCCUCACGCUGAUGUUGGUCUUCGCCUGCUUUGGCGUUCAGCUGUUUGCCGGAGAGCUCGCCAAGUGCAACGACCCUCGCGUCAGCCGGCGGGAGGACUGCCAUGGAAUAUUCCGGAUAAACGUCAGCGUUUCAAAAAAUCUGAACUUGAAACUAAAAGCCGGAGAGAAGAAACCAGGCUUUUGGGUGCCUCGGGUCUGGGCGAACCCCCGCAACUUCAACUUCGACAACGUGGGCAAUGCGAUGUUGGCUCUCUUCGAGGUGCUCUCGCUGAAAGGCUGGGUGGAGGUUCGAGACGUCAUCAUCCACCGCGUGGGCCCGAUCCAUGGCAUCUACAUCCAUGUGUUUGUCUUCCUGGGCUGCAUGAUUGGCCUCACCUUGUUCGUCGGUGUUGUUAUUGCCAACUUCAACGAAAACAAGGGUACCGCCCUCCUGACUGUGGACCAGCGGAGGUGGGAGGACCUGAAAAGCCGUCUGAAGAUUGCCCAGCCGCUGCACCUGCCCCCGCGUCCAGAGAACGGCGGGUUCCGAGCCAAAAUGUACGACAUCACACAGCAUCCUUUCUUCAAGCGGGGCAUCGCCGUGCUGGUGCUGGCGCAGUCUGUGCUGCUCUCGGUCAAGUGGGACGUCGGUCACCCGGUCACUUUUCCCUUGGCAACCAUGUCCGUGGUCUUCACCUUCAUCUUCGUGUUGGAGGUCACAAUGAAGCUGAUCGCCAUGUCCCCAUCCGGUUAUUGGCAGAGCAGAAGGAACCGUUAUGACCUUCUGGUUACCUCCCUGGGGGUCAUAUGGAUUAUUCUUCACUUUGCCUUGCUGAAUGCUUACACCUACAUGAUGGGCACCUGUGUCAUAGUGUUCAGGUUCUUUACCAUUUGUGGGAAACACGUGACACUGAAGAUGCUGCUCCUCACCGUGGUUGUCAGCAUGUACAAGAGCUUCUUCAUCAUCGUGGGAAUGUUCCUGCUGCUGCUGUGCUACGCGUUCGCGGGUGUCGUCCUCUUCGGAACCGUCAAGUACGGGGAGAACAUCAACAGGCACGCCAACUUCUCCACCGCGGGCAAGGCCAUCAUGGUGCUCUUCCGCAUCGUCACCGGGGAGGAUUGGAAUAAGAUCAUGCACGACUGCAUGGUGCAGCCGCCCUUCUGCACGCCCGACAAACGCCGAUACUGGGAGACGGACUGCGGCAACUACGUGGGAGCCCUCAUCUACUUCUGCUCCUUCUACGUCAUCAUCGCCUACAUCAUGCUCAACCUGCUCGUGGCUAUUAUCGUGGAGAAUUUCUCGCUCUUCUAUUCGACCGAGGAGGACCAGCUGCUGAGCUACAACGACCUGCGCCACUUCCAGAUCAUUUGGAACAUGGUGGAUGACAAGAGAGAGGGCGUCAUCCCCACCUCGCGGGUCAAGUUCCUCCUGCGGCUGCUGCGCGGUCGCCUCGAGGUGGACCUGGACAAGGACAAGCUGCUCUUCAAGCACAUGUGCUACGAGAUGGAGCGCCUGCACAACGGGGGGGACGUCACCUUCCACGACGUGCUGAGCAUGCUGUCGUACCGCUCGGUGGACAUCAGGAAGAGUCUCCAGCUGGAGGAGCUUCUGGCCAGGGAGCAGCUCGAGUACACCAUCGAGGAGGAGGUGGCCAAGCAGACCAUCCGCAUGUGGCUCAAGAAGUGUCUGAAGCGCAUCCGGGCCAAACAGCAGCAGUCAUGCAGCAUCAUCCACAGUCUGAGGGUGAGUCAGCAGCAGGAGCUCAGCCGCUUCCUAAACCCCCCGAGCAUCGAGACGACGGUGCCCAGCGAGGACGUCAAUGCCAACAGCCAGGAGAACCCCUCCCAGCCUGAGAUGAGCAGCCUGCAGCAGCUCCUGAGCCCCACGCUGUCCGACCGGGGCAGUUAUCGGCAGGACUCUGGGGACAUGAGCAAACCCCAAAGGAAGCUGGGACAGUGGCGACUGCCGGCAGGUCGAAGCAGCGUGAAGUCGGUGGCGCCCAAGAUGAACCCGGCGAGCGACGAGGUGUCCUCGGGUUCCGAGAUCAAGAAAUGGUGGACGCGUCAGCUGACGGUGGAGAGCGACGAGAGCGGCGAUGAUCUCAUUGACAUUUGA